AGAAAGAUGCGUUAAGAUCACGAUCUCUUCAAACACGGUCCAUCGAACGAAUUGUGGAUAUAAAACAUAAGGAAUUCAGAUAUAUGUUAGAAACAUGUCCAAAUCUAAAGGUUUUGAUAAUAAAAAAUACCGAUUUUUCUAAAACUGAUCUUAGGAAAGUGCUGCAACCUCUGAAACAAUUAAUAUCCUUGACAAUCAUUAAUGGUGGAAUAAGCCAGAUGACUCCUCUUAAUGAUUUUACAAACCUUAGAUACAUCAUUUUACAGCUAUAAUAAAAUUAAGGAAAUCCAAGGAGACGUUUAUCAAAAUCUAUCCCAUUUCAAUACAUUAGUUCUUCAAAACAAUAUUUUGAGUAAUAUCAAUAAAACAUUUUUGCCACGCGUUCUCUGGGAGAAGAAAGAUUUCUUUCUUCAUGUAUCCUUUAAUCCCUUUGACUGUGGAUGCCAGCUGGAGUGGUUCAGAGUAUGGAUAGAAAACAACAAAAACAGAGCGAUUGGGUACCCAAACAACUAUAUUUGUCAUUCCCCAGCUGAGUUAAAGGAGAAAAGCCUAUCGAACUUUGAUCCAGUUUCGGAGUGUCACAAAAUAAACCCAUAUAUCAUUCUAUCCUUUACUUCCUGUGGACUUUUGUCAGUUGUGAUCUUCACUACUGUUCUCUUAAGAAAAUUUCGCUGGGAUAUCAAAUAUUAUAUAUACAUCUGCAAAAACAGAAAACCAUUGGGAUACAAAAGAUUUACCAAUGAUGAAAAAUUUUUAUAUGAUGCUUUUAUUGCCUACAACACAAACGACAGAAAAUGGAUCAUGUCGGAACUGGUUCGAAUGCUCGAAAGAAACCACAUAUAUAAACUCUGUCUACACGAAAGAGAUAUCAUUCCAGGGGGAGUUUAUGUGGAGAACAUCCUCGAAAGUAUCGACACGAGCAGGAAGUUAAUGUUGGUUCUCUCCAAUAAUUUUAUGGAUGAUCAGUGGUGUAAGUAUGAGACAGCUAUGGCAAGUCACACUCUGGCAGACGGGGACGGUCAUAAGCUUUUUCUAGUGUUACUGGAGGAUAUACACUCCGAACACAUCAACAGAUCCCUGAAAGUGCUCCUCAAGUCUAUACCUCAUGUCGAGUGGACGGAAAAUAAAACAGGGCAGAGAAUGUUUUGGGAGACAAUCAAGAAAUUCAUGGACGACAAUUGAAAGGCAAAAUACGUGUACUUUUUGAGAUGAAAUCUGUUAUCUUUUUUUGUU
This is a messenger RNA of Saccostrea cuccullata (small rock oyster), 1233 nucleotides long. Its product is annotated as toll-like receptor 2. NCBI's taxonomy places the organism in Eukaryota, Metazoa, Mollusca, Bivalvia, Ostreida, Ostreidae. Gene Ontology annotation, biological process: immune response; inflammatory response; toll-like receptor signaling pathway. The transcript has a single exon. Gene Ontology annotation, molecular function: transmembrane signaling receptor activity. The record is from RefSeq and is a predicted model, not a curated record. Bases 232 to 1182 code for a protein of 316 amino acids. Gene Ontology annotation, cellular component: plasma membrane.